CAAUACCGAUUCAGUGAUCCCUUGCCCGUCUUCCCACCGGCGCCAAACCCACUCGAUUCUUGAAAUCUUGAAUACACAUACACGGGAACUCUCCAGGCUUUCCUACACUCGUUAUUGUCAUCGAUUCUCAGAAGAAGCUAGAAAUAUCAAUAGUAUGGUUUGGGGUCUCUUUCCUAUCGACCCAAUCCCAGGUGAAGAUAAAUACUAUUUCUUCAAUAAAGGAACAUAUAAAGUUGGUCGAAAAGGAUGUGAUGUGAUUGUGAAAAAAGAUAAAGGAGUUUCAAGGGUCCAUGCAGAAAUUGUGAUUGAAGAGAUGAUAUAUUUGGAACAUCCUCAGAAGAGUUCGGAUGUUGCCUCUAAAGUACGGAUAAGAGACUGUUCAAAGUAUGGAACCUUCAUCAACAAGAACCUCACUUCAAAGGAGAAGGUUCAUGAGUGUCCAAAUAAAGAAGCAAUGCUGAAGGAUGGGGACCUAGUUUCAUUUGGUACUGGGACUGCAACAUACAGGUUUUCUUUUGUUCCCCUUGUAUUUUUCAUCUGCUCUUCGGACAAUUCCAUAGCAAGUCGACUUCUUGUAAAGAACAUAUCAUCAAUAGGGGCUGGUGUAACCAGGAAAUGGAGUUCAUUUUGCUCACAUGUACUUGUUGAAGACAACAUUCCAUUGAAGGAAGGAUUAGUUGAUGCUAUUGUUGCCAGGAAACCCUUUGUCCAGUUCAGCUGGGUUGAGCUAAUUGCAGGAAAAAAUAUAUGCACCGAAAUUCCAAGCUGUGAUUCUCAUGCUCCAACCUUAAAGCUUGAAGGAAUCUCAGUCAAAGUUGCAGUCCCAGAAGCUCGAGGAAUUUGUUUGAAAACAUAUACUUUUAUACUGGAUUUAGUUGACAAGUAUAAACUGAAAGACGGAUUGCCGUCAUUAUUGGAAGUGAGUGGUGCAAAAGUUUCUUCUGUGGAAGAUUUCUGUCCCAAUAGCCAGGGCACAGAGGAGGAAGAAAAUGAGAAAAUGGUAUAUGUAAUCCCAGCAGGAUCAACAAGCUCCCAGUGCUUUCAUGGCCCUUCUUUGUCUAGGGUAAAUGAGAUGGAUUUAGUUGCUGCUGCUGUAUCUGGACAUCUAGAUCCUUCUUUGGUUGUAUCUCCACCAGUGCUUGUCACAUCUUCAUGCUCCACGGACGAGACUGUGGUGGCAGAUUCAGAUGCAGAAACAGAAAGUGGUGCCGAGUCAGGUCAUGAUACUGCUCCUGUGUGUUUAUUAGAAUCUGCAGAUCAAGAUGACAAGGAAAAAACAGUCAUUGAUGUCGUUGAAUCUACUGAAAAUAAGAAGAAAAGUGAAAGUUCUAUGCUAUUUGUUAAGUCAAUGGAAGAUGAUCAUAUGAGGGAUAUAAAUUUCGCCACUUCAAAAUCAACCAAGCAUGUUGAUGACAAAGAAAUUCCAGACAAAAAUUCUUCUCUUAUUAAGCCGGAAGGGGGUUGCAGCAUGAUGGUUGGAGUCAAAACUGAUAUUGAAAUGUCAAAAAGAAGUGAAAUUGACUUAAAAAGUGGGAAUUCAGAUAUUAUAUUCAGCCAAGAGUUGAUUAUAAGAGAACGUAACCUACCUACUUUGGUGAAUUCCUCAACAAAUGGAGUUGCAAAUUUUAAACGCUUCAGAAAGAGAACAGCUCCGUCUGGGAAUAGCUUUAACAGCCUCAUUCCAUUUUCAAAUGACCCAUACAAAGAAUCUGACUAUGACAAUGAGGAAGUAGUUGAAUCUAUAAAAGAAGAGAGAAGGAGAAAACAAAUGGAAGCUAGGGCAGAAGACUUAUUUAAUGAUGAGAAGAAGAAGAAACGUGGUGUCAUGGGUUCUCUUCUUGGAGUUUUUGCACGUGGUUAACAAAGGUCCUCGUAACAUGCUCUUGAUGAUUAAUUUUUGACGUGCCAAGGCCAGUUAGAUUCAUAAUAUGCUGAUGACGUUAGUGGAGUUCAAAGUCACUGAGAUGCAUGUAUGGAGUUCUUCAGGUUGGUUGUAUAUAGCUAGCCACAUUCCCCUUCUUCCACCCUUCUCUCAUCACAGCUUAUGGGAUCUUAACCAGUCAAUUCUAAUGGGUGAUCAGGCUGUUAUUGCAUACAUGUGAAUCUCUCAAACUUGACCCAAAAUAAUUUAUCGAUCUUGAGAAUUAUCAAGUAUUAUGGGCGGGUUUGGUACUUGUAAUGAUAAUGUGUUUUGAUGAAAGUAUUUUGCAUGUUUGGUAGUAGGGUA
Ipomoea triloba (trilobed morning glory) is the source of this 2227-nucleotide messenger RNA. RefSeq names its product nijmegen breakage syndrome 1 protein. Gene Ontology annotation, molecular function: protein binding; damaged DNA binding. Gene Ontology annotation, biological process: mitotic G2 DNA damage checkpoint signaling; double-strand break repair via homologous recombination. NCBI's taxonomy places the organism in Eukaryota, Viridiplantae, Streptophyta, Magnoliopsida, Solanales, Convolvulaceae. The transcript has 14 exons. The coding region runs from base 155 to 1861 and encodes 568 amino acids. Gene Ontology annotation, cellular component: Mre11 complex. The record is from RefSeq and is a predicted model, not a curated record.